This is a messenger RNA of Staurois parvus, 579 nucleotides long. The record is from the annotation of a GenBank genome assembly. Lineage: Eukaryota; Metazoa; Chordata; Amphibia; Anura; Ranidae.
UUCCAAUCCCCUCCAAAUCAUGUGAUUCAGGUGUUCCAAUCCCCUCCCAAUCAUGUGAUUCAGGUGUUCCAAUCCCCUCCAUGGACACAGGUGUAUACAAUCAAGCCCCUAGGCAUGCAGACUGCUUCUACAAACAUUGGUGAAAGAAUGGGUCGCUCUCAGGAGCUCAGUGACUCCAAGCGUGGUCCCGUGAUAGGUGGCCACCUGGGCAAUAAGUCCAUCCGUGACAUUUCCUGGCUACUAAAUAUUCCACGCUCAACUGUUAGUGGGAUUAUAACAAAGUGGAAGCAACUGGGAACAACAGCCACUCAGCCACCAAGUGGUAGGCCACGUCACAUGACAGGGCGGGGUCACCGCAUGCUGAAGCGCACAGUGCGCAGAAGUCGCCAACUGUCUGCAGAGUCAAUAGCUAAAGACCUCCAAACUUGGUGUGGCCUUCAGAUGAGCCCAACAACAGUGUGUAGAGAGCUUCAUGGAAUGGGUUUCCAUGGCCGAGCAGCUGCAUCCAAGCCUUCCAUCACCAAGUGCAAUGCAAAGCGUUGGAUGCCGUGGUGUAAAGCACGCCGCCACUGGACUCUA